Molecule: messenger RNA, 2960 nt
Organism: Olea europaea var. sylvestris
Lineage: Eukaryota; Viridiplantae; Streptophyta; Magnoliopsida; Lamiales; Oleaceae
Product: receptor-like protein kinase FERONIA
Exons: 1
Coding region: 294-2672 (792 amino acids)
Biological process (GO): protein autophosphorylation
Cellular component (GO): plasma membrane; plasmodesma
Molecular function (GO): transmembrane receptor protein tyrosine kinase activity; ATP binding
Source: RefSeq, a predicted model, not a curated record
AAAAAAAAUUACCCACCCCCUUGUAAUGUGUCUGGUUUGUACAGGCCCCGUGAAAGCCAGCAAAGUUGAACUUAAAUUACUCCGGGCAUAGAAAAAGUCUUGAUUUGUAGCUUGCUUUAUUUUAUUUUUGUCAUUUUCUUGUGACUUUGCAUAAACUAGCUCCCAAGCGGAUGAAGUUACAAGGCAAUUGUGCGGAACCGAUUGACUUUGACAAAUCUUAUUGUACAGAAGUCUCUUGCAUAGACUAUUAACUGCUAGCAUCCUCUCUUGUUUACACCAAAAUAUAAAAUCACAUGUAUCUGCAUCCAGUUUCAAUGGUCAAUCUGUUCUUUUUCAUUCUUCAUCUUCUUUUCACCUUUACAGAGCAUUCUGCAGGUUACUACCUCAAUGGGGAUGUAGCAAUUAACUGUGGUUCCACUGGCAUUUCAACGGCUUUCAAUGGCCGGGAAUGGAUCGGAGAUAUAUCGACUUCCCCACCACAAAUAAAGGGCUCAUCCUCCAGCUCAAGCACCAUCCAUAAUUUGGCUUUGGUUGAUCCUGUCCCUUACAAAACAGCACGAGUCUCUCAAUCACAAUUCUCUUAUACUUUUCGAGUAAGCCCAGGUCUCAAACUUAUUCGCCUUCACUUUAGUCUGUCUUUAUACCAGCAAUUUAAGAAGUCUCGAGAUUUUUUCACAGUUGAAGUUGGGCCUUUCACUCUCCUUAGUAACUUUAGUGCUUCAAUAACUGCUGAUGCACUCAGUGUAAAAUCUUUUGUGAAGGAAUACUGCAUCAAUAUAGACAAAAAUCAACUGUUGACUAUAACUUUUUCUCCCGAACAUAGCCAGUCACAUAAAACAUAUGCUUUUAUUAAUGGAAUUGAGGUAAUAUCCUUGCCAUCUGACCUUUAUUACUUUCAUGGUGGUGGUCUUGGGGCCCAAGUGGUUGGCCAAAAAUCUCGAAUCUAUAUUGACAAAAGCACGGCACUUGAAAUCGUGGAGCGAUUAAAUAUAAUAUGGGAUCCCACAUCAGUAGAUAGUUCUUAUAAAUAUAGGAUGCGGGAGACAGUUUCAAAUAAAAAGAAAAACAAGAUCAACACUUUCACCUGGAAAACAUCUGUGGAUGUCGGAUUUGGAUACUUGGUCAGGCUCCAUUUCUUCGGGAAAGGACUGAGUAUGGCAGAGAAUGGCAACAUGGCGUACAGUGUCCUCAUAAAUGACAUGAUUGUCGAAACUAAUGUUGAUAUAAUAAAAGAGAGGGGCGACAAUGACAUCCUUUGGUACAGAGACUAUAUAGUGAUGAUUAAAGGACAUAAAGAGGAGGCUAGGCGUGAUCUAACAAUUUCCCUGCGGUUGAAGAGUGAAUUGAUAGAUGGACCCCUUAAAGGAUUGGAAAUAUGCAAGUUGAGCAACCUGUACAAUAGUCUUGCCUCUCUGUACCCCUCGCCUCCUACGCAAGCUUCAUCAUCCGUGACUGUACGAAUAUUAUUGUCAAUUUUUUGUCGCAGAAACACAGUAGUAACUGGUGCAGUAAUUAUAAUCACUCUAGUCAACAUCAUUGCUUUUAGGUUGCGGCAAAUCUGGGAAGCCAACACUAUUGAGGACAGAAACAAGCCAUCAAUCUCGACGGGAGGACUCUGUCAUUAUUCCCUUGCUGAGAUCCAGUCAGCCACAGAUAACUUCAGUGAUACACUAGUUAUUGGAAAGGGUGGAUUUGGUAAUGUCUACAAAGCAUUCAUUGAAAAUGGGCAACAGCUGGUGGCCAUUAAGAGGUUAAAGUCCAACUCCAAGCAAGAAGAACAUGAGUUUUGGACAGAGAUUGCAACACUUUCAAAGCUCCAACACAAUAAUCUUGUUUCUUUAGUCGGCUACUGCAAUGAGCACCAAGAAAUGAUCCUUCUCUAUGAGUAUAUUCCAUGUGGCACGUUAGCUGACCAUCUCUUUGGACUUCGUGGUGAGAGUGAUUAUCAUUAUUCUCUCUCUUGGAAGCAACGCCUAAGGAUCUGCAUUGGGGUUGCGCGAGGACUAGACUACCUUCAUUCUGGCACCAAUCGUGGAAUCAUACACCGUGACAUAAAGGCUUCUAACAUCCUGCUGGAUGAAAAUUUGGAGGCUAAGAUUUCAGAUUUUGGGUUGGCCAAACCGCAAAUUAAAAGUUACAUACAAAGCUAUGUUAGCACAAACGUUAAAGGUACAUUUGGAUAUUUUGACCCGGAUUAUUUCAGAACACGUAAACUGACAAGGAAGAGUGAUACAUAUGCCUUUGGUGUUGUGUUGCUGGAAGUAUUGUGUGGAAGACCAGCAGUGUAUCCAACAGUUACCGAGGAUAAGCACAGUCUCAUUAUGUGGGCUCGAGAUUGCAUCAGUAAGGGAAACAUUGAUCAGAUUGCCGCUCCAAGUCUAAGGGGACAAAUAUCACCUGAUUGCCUGAAGACAUUUUUGGAAGUUGCUAAAAAAUGCUUGCACAAUGAACCAAAGAAACGGCCUACAAUGGCUCAAGUUGUGGUACAACUUGAGUUUGCUUUGAAGCAACAGGAGAGCUCGAAGUCUUCUGUUUCAACGAUGACUACUUCUGAUGGUGUCCAGCCUUGUACAAGGGAAACUAUCAAAUUCAUUAGUACUGGGGUUCAAGAAAUCUCGUCUGUAGAUGAGCAGAAUAUCUCACCUUCUUCGGAAGAAAGAACCAAAAGUUAACCGGUUCAGAAUGUUUGGCCUUCAGGUAGAAACACACCUGUGGAUAGGAGAAAAACCAAUGUUUAUAAGCUAUCAUGGUUGAGGCCGUGGGAUGCAAUCUGGAAUAGGGCAAAACCAUCCAAGAAAAGAGAAUCGGUCCGCUUCUCAAUAUCAGGCAUUGAAACGGCCACGAACAAUACUGAUCAUUAGAAGUGAUUUCAAAUGACUUUUCAGCAACCCAGUUCAACCUCAGUAAGUAAAAAUAAGAGCAGUUUCAUUUCAUCUCUCUCUCUCUCUCUCUCUCUCUCU